This is a messenger RNA of Gymnogyps californianus (California condor), 2214 nucleotides long. It is a transcript of the gene MEPE, whose product is annotated as matrix extracellular phosphoglycoprotein. The record is from RefSeq and is a predicted model, not a curated record. Gene Ontology annotation, molecular function: extracellular matrix protein binding. The coding region runs from base 19 to 2214 and encodes 731 amino acids. Gene Ontology annotation, cellular component: extracellular matrix. NCBI's taxonomy places the organism in Eukaryota, Metazoa, Chordata, Aves, Accipitriformes, Cathartidae. The transcript has 4 exons. Gene Ontology annotation, biological process: biomineral tissue development.
CCCUAGGAGCUGCCCAAGAUGCAAACAGCCCUCGUGUGCCUGUGCUUGUGCCUGCUCAGCACAGCCCUCUCGACACCCGUGCCGCCGCUGCCUGGGAGAGCUGCCGGGAACUGUGUGGGACAGCACCGGAUACUGCUGAAAGGCUGCAAUGCCAAGCAUGGCUUCUACGUUUUCAAAUAUGUCUACUCGUUUUCAACGCAGAGGAACCAGACGCAGAUAAAGAAGGAAGAGGCCGACAGCCAGAGCGCCAUCCCCAGCCGCCGGCUGGGCGAGGACAAUGCCAGGCAGGGGCCGACAGAAGACAGGGCAGCCCCGGAGCAAGAUGACAAUGGCAGCACUGAUGCAAUGGAGAAUGGGACCGGCCUCAAGCCUGAAAACCGCAGUGCCCCAGGUGUUGGCGGGGAUGCUCACAGUCCUCGCCUGGGCACCGGCACACGAGCGCGUGGUGGUGUCGGCGUCAUAGGUCCCACCCCAGCCAGCUCAGAGGGCAGUGGCGACCUGGAUUUGGUGGUUGAAGUUGACGGUGGUGUUUCCAUUCUCCCCCAGGGUGGACGCCCCGGCGAGGCCGUGGCGGGGAACAGGUCCGGUGUCAGGGGUGAGGACAGGGACGAUGGUACCCCCGGGGGGAUUCCAGUGGAGGGGGCCAUGACAGCUGGGAGGGAGAGGGCCCCUGCCACCGGAGGGGCUGGGGACGAGGGCAGUGGCGAGGCCACUGUCACCGGCCAAGGGCAGGAGGGCGUCAUGCGGGGCACAGGGACAGGAGGCGCCACUCUCACCUCUGUCACCGAGAAGAUGGAGGACGUCCAAGUUGACGCCGAAGGUGUGGAUGAAUAUGCUUACAUCCCCGACUCAGGCAGCGUUGCUGUCACCCACGGGAAGGUGGGCAGCACAGUGAGGGCCACCAGCUUCACCCAGAUCUCUCCGGACAAGGAUGACGAGGUUAACAUCUUCAUUGGAAGAGCCAACAUUCACGUAGGGGAGCAAGAAACCACCCAGGGUGGUGCCACUGUUGGCAGUGAGGAUGACGGCAUCCCCACUGCGGGAACCAGCAGCCCCUUGCCCAGGCUGGGCAUCACUGCAGCACACAAUGGUGAUGGCGAUGAUGGCAUCCCUGCUCGCAGGCAGCCUGAAGGACUGGCUACCACAGCCACCGCAAGCCAUGGGGACAGCGUCACCAGCAGCCCUGGGGAUGGCCAUCCCACAGGAGAUGAUGAGGUUGGUGACACCACCAUUGGUGAUGGAGAAGAACCGGUGGCCCCUGGCCCCUGGAGGGUCACUGGUGGUGACAUUACCAUCCCCGCGGGGGCUGGCAUCCAUGGGAAUGGUGAUGUUGAGGUGAGAGGUGAGGGGCAGAGGUUCGAGGGGAGGCCGGGCCACCUGGCUGUCACCAACCCCCGCCAGGGGGGUGACAAGGAGGCCACUGCCGCUGCCCCAGCCAAGGGGGCCAGCAUCCGCCUGGGCGCCACCAUGGCCUCCCCCAGGGUGAGUGAGGGGGACUGCACCACUGCCCUGGGGAUGACUGGUGGCCGCAAGGCAGGCAAGAGCACCAUGGCGGGGAGAGGAGGGAGCGGGGAAGUGGGGCCAGCCACCCCCCAGCCCUAUGGGGAAGGACGGCCUGGGAAGGGGGCGAGGGUCCAGCCGGGGGUAGCGGGGCUGGACAAGACAGCCAAGACAGACAAAGUGCCGUCGCCCCGCAGGAAAGCUGGCAGCCGGGCAUCAAGUGGGGCCCAGAUGAGCGCUGGUGGCCAUGGCGGCAAUGCCGGGGGCAGACUGCAUGCCACUGAAGCAGGACGCAGCCCCCCUCCGCAGGCAGGGCAAGCCAGGGGCAGUGUGGCAGCGGGCAAAGGCUGGGAGCAGGGGCGAAGUGGUGAUGCAGCAGUGGCAGGGGCUGGGGGUGGCCGCCUCCCCAGGCGCCAUGGCAGGAGGCCAGGGGCUGGGGCGCCAGGGACAUUUGCAGCGCUGGGCCGCAGCAGGCAGGUGGACCAGGUGAAGCGUGCUGACGAGCGCCACGUCCGCGAGCGGGCCUUUUACGCCCUCGGCGGGGCAGGGGGUGGCCCCCGCGGCUCCUACAGCAGCCUCGGCAGUGCCGACAGCAGCCAGUCCUCAGAGGGGGAGCGGGGCAGCCGCAGCGACAGCCGACAGACGGGACUGCGGCCCUCGGGGUGGGGAGCCCCAGGGCACUCCCACGGCCGCUGGAGCCAGGGGCCCCUCUGA